Molecule: messenger RNA, 1065 nt
Organism: Adineta steineri
Lineage: Eukaryota; Metazoa; Rotifera; Eurotatoria; Adinetida; Adinetidae
Source: the annotation of a GenBank genome assembly
AUGUCUUCUGCAUUAUUUGAUUUAGUUCUACUUUGGUCACCUCAUGAAUCAGAAACUGAUUAUCCUGAAUUACAAAAUUUAUUAAAAACUGAAUUUUCUAAUCAAUUUAACAUUCAUCUAUUUACACAAACACAAGACGCUAUCAAACAUGUUGAAUCAAAAAGCAAUUCUUCGCUACCAGUCAUUGUUAUUACUAAAUUAGGUAUGACCGACGAAAGUUUAGGUGAACCAUUAAUUGAAAUAAUUCGUCAUCGUAAUAAAAGUACAUUUAUUAUUCUUCAUUCACACAAAGUUUGUGCUGAUCCUAAUCUUCGAUGGUAUUUUGCUGAACUUGGUGUAAAUAUGAUAACUGAAUAUGUAACACAAAUUCGUGAUGUUUUUCAGCGAUUACUUCCAUUAGGUCAAUCACAUCCUAAACCGACAUACACAUGUCCAUAUUGUAAAUGGACAUCACUUUCAUUUUCUCAACUUUAUACUCAUGUUCCUCUUUAUCAUACAAAUGAAGGCGCAAUGUCAAUAAAAUGUGAACUAUGUCAACAAUCAACACGUAAUUAUGCUGUACAUUUACAUGAAGAACAUGAUCAAGAACAUCGACAAGGACCUAAAGCUACACCUUUAUAUGCGUUUGCAUUAGUUGUAUGUCAACGUAAACGUGAUAAUCGUUUUCUUGUUGUACAAGAAUCAGGUUCAAUGGGUUUCUGGUUACCUGGAGGUCGUGUUGAAGUUGGAGAACAACUUGAUAAAGCAGCGGAACGUGAAACAUUAGAAGAAGCUGGUGUUAGAAUACGAAUAACUGGUGUAUUAAAAAUUGAAUUUACACCGAGAUCUGAUAUAAAUCGUCUUCGUAUAAUCUAUUUUGCUGAACCAUUGGAUGAAGAUAAUUGUGAACCAAAAACGGUACCUGAUUAUGAAAGUUAUGGAGCUAUGUGGUUAACUUAUGAACAAACAGUUCAAUGCAGUACAAAAGGUCAAUUACGUGGAAAUGAACCAUUAAAAUGGUUUAAAUAUGUAACACAAAAUGGAGCUAUACAUCCAUUGAGUAUUCUCUCAAAAACUGAAUUGUAA